UGAUAUAGUUAUAGCAUUUCAAGCUGUUAGUAUUCAAAAUGAAUUUGAUGAAGGUUUCUGGCGUUCCAUUAGAAGAAAACAGCUAACUUUACAAAAGAUAAUACAGCGUAAUGCAAAAUAUGAUAUGCGCCGUUAUUGAUUGGUCUCUACUCGACUAAAUCUUUACAUUUAAGUUACUUUUCUUUGUCAUGUACUGCCCGGUUGCUAGCCUACGAGGCUAUACUCAGGGUAGAAAACCCAAGGCUAGAACGCUUUGUAUUGUGGGUAAAAGAUGGCUGCGCCCUGUUUCCACCCUUAAUACCACCUUACCCGAAUGUGUUAGCGGCGUAAUUCAAACGCGUAUCGACCGACACACCGGUGGAACUUGUUGGUUUCUACCGAUCAUCAAGACUCAAGAUGUCGGAGAAGGAGCGCGCGGGUGGAAAUGGGCUCUCGCGGGCCGUGAUUGCUGAGAUGCUGGCGAAGAAUUUCGAGAAACUACCCGACAUCGAUCAGAAAAUCUUCAAGUACGGUCCCAUGUAUCUGGGGGGGAAUGGAGCCCUCGCGGGUCUGAUAUCCAACAGCUUGUACCGCAGAGCCCUGAACGUCACCCAGGCGCCCGUCGCCUCCGGCCUGCCGAUGGCGGUGCUGCCCUUCCUGACAACGUUUGCCCUGUACAGCGCUGCCGUGUCGGCCCCCCUCAUGUCGGGGGACCUCAACUGUCCAUCCUGUGCCCUGAUUCGAGGUGCACUCGUCGGUGUGGUGGGUGGCGGGGUGUACCCCAUCCUCCUGGCCUUACCUGUGAAUGUUGGGCUUGCGUCCCGCUACGUCACGACACCGAUGCCGGAGAAGGGCAAUCUGCUGCGGUACUGGGUGGACCUCUCCAGGCCGAUCGUGAGGAAAAUGAGGGCGGUACUGGUGCUUCAGGUUUUCUUCGGCACCUACCUGAGCUCCAGGCACUUUGAGACGUAUACCAAACUGGCGCAGAUCACUUUUGGCCCAAGUGGAGAAGAUCUGAAGGACUAAAAUGCCCUCGACCUAAAAAAAAAAAAGCACGUUGAUUUGUGAGACUCUCCCCGACAAAUAACUAAAAAGUGGUUAAAAAUAGGAAAAUACUUUUUCAUCGACAUUUGUCAUCUCAGUCGGUAUGUGCUGAUCAAGUGUUAGAACUGAGGAUAAUAAUCCUCAGAAUCUUUUAAUAAUCCAAUAAUUGUUCAUGUCUUUUCUUUUGCUGCUGAUCCUGGUUCCAACCUCUCAAAUAAUUUUUUUUUUCUGUGUGACAGCAUUUAAAAUAAAUUCUGCUUUGGA
Molecule: messenger RNA, 1287 nt
Organism: Pungitius pungitius (ninespine stickleback)
Lineage: Eukaryota; Metazoa; Chordata; Actinopteri; Perciformes; Gasterosteidae
Gene: tmem126a
Product: transmembrane protein 126A
Exons: 1
Coding region: 397-1005 (202 amino acids)
Biological process (GO): mitochondrial respiratory chain complex I assembly
Cellular component (GO): mitochondrion
Source: RefSeq, a predicted model, not a curated record